AUGGCAGCCCGCAGCUUCAGUCUCGGCAUCAUUGCGUGUGGCCAGAUGGGCACAGCCAUCCUCGCCGGGAUUCUCAGCCAAGAACCCACAGCCAAUGCGCCAUGGAACGUGAAGCGGAUCUUUGUCUCAGUCCAAUCUGCAGCAUCCGUCUCCCGGCUUCAAAAUAUGUUCGCGCAACACCUAUCUCGUGUGACCAUUUACCAAGGAGAUAACUUGGCAGUUGCGGAGCAUUCUCACGUCGUGAUCUUGGGAUGCAAGCCCGCACUGAUGGAGGGGAUCUUGGGGGCGGCAGGAAUGGGAGAUGCCUUGAAUGGAAAGAUUCUGAUCAGUAUAUUGGCCGGCAAGACCACGGAGAUGACCCGACGAGCAAUCAGUGACAUUGAAGCACCACUUGGUGGAGCUAACCCCCACGUGCAUGUUGUGAGGACAAUGCCAAAUAUGGCGGCCCGGGAACACGCAUCUAUGACAGUUGUUUCUUCGCCGGAAGAUGAUUCAGAUGGUGAGGCCGUGAGAGUAACGAGAUGGCUGUUCGAUCAUGUCGGGAAGACGCAUGAAAUUCCGGAAUCGUUGUUUGACGUGAUUGGGUCACUUGUUGGCUGCUCGGCGGCCAUGUUCACAGUGGCGAUUGAGGGGUUGUUAGAUCAGAGUGUUGCCAGUGGCCUCGAUCGUCAGGCUGCUUUAAAAUUAGUCACACAGACGCUGUUCGGGCUGGCGAAGCUGCUGGAGGCGGGCAAUCACCCAUCUGUCUUGCGCGAGGAGAUCUCGUCUCCUGGAGGAAGUACCAUCCAAGGCCUAAUGGAGCUUGAGCGACAGGGAGUUCGUUCAGCGUAUGCAUCUGCGCUUCAAGUGACUGGUGAGCGGGCGAAAUCUUUAGGCUCUAAGGAGAAGUGA
Penicillium maclennaniae is the source of this 891-nucleotide messenger RNA. RefSeq names its product pyrroline-5-carboxylate reductase family protein. Gene Ontology annotation, biological process: L-proline biosynthetic process. The transcript has a single exon. Lineage: Eukaryota; Fungi; Ascomycota; Eurotiomycetes; Eurotiales; Aspergillaceae. The record is from RefSeq and is a predicted model, not a curated record. Bases 1 to 891 code for a protein of 296 amino acids. Gene Ontology annotation, molecular function: pyrroline-5-carboxylate reductase activity.